Ziziphus jujuba (common jujube) is the source of this 2115-nucleotide messenger RNA. RefSeq lists its product as uncharacterized. Bases 98 to 1942 code for a protein of 614 amino acids. Lineage: Eukaryota; Viridiplantae; Streptophyta; Magnoliopsida; Rosales; Rhamnaceae. The record is from RefSeq and is a predicted model, not a curated record. Gene Ontology annotation, molecular function: protein heterodimerization activity. The transcript has 5 exons.
UACGACUUUAUGGUCAUCCAAACACAGCCUUAAGCGAAAAUUCCCGGAUUUUGAAUUUUUUCAACACAAUCAGUCCCUCUUUUCCGUCCUCCCAAACAUGGCUCUGCUCGGGGACGAUGGUCGCGGCUACGAGUUGGCUCGGAAGCUGGAAGCUUGCGGCGUAUGGAGGGCGUGGCUCGGCGAGUCGAGCCACGCCAAUUUCUUUCAUUACCUGAACUCGCCUUCCACUUGGGAAGUCUUCAUGAGAGUCGACGAAACCAAAUCUAGGGCUCAGAUCCAACUCCAACUUAGGGUUCGAGCUCUCCUAUUCGACAAAGCCAGUGUUUCGCUCUUCCUUCGCUCCAAUCCUUCUUCUUCUUCUUCUUCAUCUUCUUCGUCUCUUGCUAUUUCCAAGCUCAAUCCUACUUAUUUGCAGUUGCAUGGUGACGAUGUUUACUUCACUCUGGAGAAUUCUUCUUCCUCAGAUGGCGUUCAACAGCGAGAGACUGCUGUUCAAUCCAAUACGGUGUCGUCCAAGAUUCAAUCGAAAGGAUCUUUUGGUGUCGGAUCGAGAUAUGGUGAAUCUGAAGUUGAUAAUAUGUCUCAGAGAUAUAGGAAUGAGGAGCUACCCGAAACAUGGUAUAAUCAGUUUAUUGAAAAAUAUAAAAUUAGCAAGCCCUAUAGGUUGGUGUCACAGGGGGACCGAGAAUUGGAAAAACGCACACCAGAGGAGAUGUCUGCUUAUGUCAAGCAUCUUGAGAAGCAUAAGAAAAGACGCUUAGCGUUUAAGGAAGAUCAGUAUAUGGGUUAUGGAAGUUCAAUCUUGGAAAAUGCCUUACACAUGCAUCCAAAUUCUGUUCUAGAUGGCAGUACUUCAAGUGAUGAUGAUACAUUUUUCUUCCCAGAGACAAUGUUUACUUUGAACUGUGUUCCUGAUAGUGCACUCCCCGCCACAAAUAAAGCUGAAGACAACCAGAAGAUAGAGUUUUAUGGAGUUCUUGAUACCCUGCCUCGGGUUAUGACUAGGAGUCCUGUUAUGAUUGAGAGACUUGGUAUCAGGCCUGAGUACCUCGGCAUGGAUCAUGGAGGAAGUUUAUAUCGUGGGAAAUCUGGGUCUGGAGUAAACAAAAAAUCUCUUAGUCAAGAGCAAGCAUCGCAAUUUUCUCAAAAGGUAAUAGCUCGUAUGUUAACAAAUGUGGGUUUUGAAGGUGCCACAGAAGUUCCAAUUGAAGUCUUCUCUCAGUUGAUGACCUGUCAUAUCAGUAAGCUGGGUCACAUAUUGAAAGUUCUUGCUGAUAGUUACAGAAAGCAGUGCUCAGCCAUUGAACUACUAAAGAUGUUCCUCCAAACAGUGGGAUAUAGUAAUUUUGGGCCUUUAGCAGAGCAAGUCAAAGAUGGCUCCAGGAUUCUUGUUCAACAAAGUCAGCCGCAAGUUCAAGGGGUUCAGCCACAAUUGCAACCACAGCAGCAGGGUUCCGUUCAAUUGCCUCAGCCAAUGUCUAGACAACAAAUGCAGAUGCAGCAACUGGCUGCUUUUCAGCAAAAGCAACAGCAGCAGCAGCAGCUGGAGAGAAUGAGGCGACGUCAGCCGGCCACUCCUCGCCCUGCAAUGGAGAUGGAUAAAGAUAGACCCAUGGUACAGGUCAAAAUUGAAAACCCACCAGAUUUACCAAUGGAUGGUAAUUCCUUCAACAGUUUCAGUAAUAGACACCCACAAAUGCAGUUCAGACCCCAGCAAAUGGCUGCAUUAUCGAAUAUGGCUAUGUCAAAUGUCCAUGGGCAGACAAGCAAUCAGUUUAGACAGAUGGCUUCGCUACAAAUUCCUCAAGUUCAGACACAGCAAUCAAUGGGUGUUGUUAGGGCUCCUCCAGUUAAGGUCGAAGGUUUUCAGGAGUUGAUGGGUGGAGAUGCUUCAUCAAAGCAUGAUUCGGAGGAAAACAGGCUUACUUCCCCUUCCAAGUAAAUAUUCGGGCAAGCCCAGUAUGGCCUUUGUCUAGGGCCCCAUGAAAAGAUGGGCCCAGAACGAAACAUCUCAUAUUGAAUAUAUUGUACCAUUUAUAGUUAUUUUUUCCUUAUUUUUUGUUUUUAAAUAUGAAAAAGUUAAUUUAAAAGAAAAAAAGAAGAAAUUUUCAGUUA